Messenger RNA from Drosophila rhopaloa, 1111 nucleotides. RefSeq names its product beta carbonic anhydrase 1 (gene CAHbeta). The record is from RefSeq and is a predicted model, not a curated record. The transcript has 4 exons. Gene Ontology annotation, molecular function: carbonate dehydratase activity; zinc ion binding. Lineage: Eukaryota; Metazoa; Arthropoda; Insecta; Diptera; Drosophilidae. Bases 188 to 955 code for a protein of 255 amino acids.
GUUUUGGAAGCAACAAUUCCGAUUUAAGUGCUCCACCGCCGUCAACCGAGCUCCACCGUAAUUUUUGUUAAACGCGGACGCUUCGUUAUUAUACAUAAAUCAAGAAAAAUCAAUUCUGUUGCUAAAGUGCGUGCAAUAAAAGUGUCAAAUUAAGAUUAACGAAACCCCUCCAAAAAAGAAGUUUAAAAUGGAGCGUAUUUUGAGGGGAAUUAUGAGGUACAGGAAUACCACACGCGAGCAAAUGGUCAAAGAGUUCCAGAAAGUGCGCGAUAAUCCAGAGCCCAAGGCCGUAUUUUUUACUUGCAUGGACAGUAGGAUGAUUCCCACCAGGUACACGGACACCCAUGUGGGCGAUAUGUUUGUGGUCCGUAAUGCUGGCAAUCUGAUACCACAUGCCCAGCACUUCCAGGAUGAAUACUUCAGCUGCGAACCGGCAGCUCUGGAAUUGGGAUGUGUGGUGAAUGACAUACGACACAUAAUUGUUUGUGGGCACAGCGAUUGCAAGGCCAUGAAUCUGCUUUAUCAAUUAAGAGACCCUGAUUUCGCAUCCAAGCGAAACCGUCGCCUUUCACCCUUGCGAUCCUGGCUGUGCACCCAUGCCAACACUAGCUUAGAGAGGUUCCAGGAGUGGCGCAACGCCGGCAUGAAGGAUCCCCUGAUCUUCUCGUCGGAAACGCCUCUGCGUCGCUUUGUGGCCUACAUCGAUGAGGAGCAAAAGUUCGCCGUGGAGGACAAGCUGUCACAGAUCAAUACACUGCAGCAGAUGUCCAACAUUGCCUCCUACGGAUUCCUAAAGGCUCGACUAGAGUCCCACGAUCUGCACAUCCAUGCCCUUUGGUUUGACAUUUACACCGGUGACAUCUAUUACUUUAGUCGUGGCGCCAAACGAUUUCUGCCUGUCGAUGAGGACACCGUGGAUCGAUUAUCCGAAGAGGUCAGGAGAUUCUAUUCGUAGGCACCGCCGGCGGACGAACUGGAUUAUCUGUGAUAUGUGGGCCUUAUACCGCGUUCGGCAUUUACAAGUGACAAAUUGUUAGGAUUGUUUUGUGUAUUUAUAAGUGUGUAAUUGUUUUUUGUAUAUAAACUUAAGGCCUACGAAGGUUUCAACUUA